AUGAAGAUAAAACCCAAGUGGCUCAGGGAUUUGGCCUCCUUGGUCUUCACGGUAUACUACUUUAUUGCCGCCGAACAAGCAGAUGAAAAAGUCAGACGUGUCCGCGGAACCCUGACCUUAGAGCAUCUUCGUGUAUCCUGGAACAAAGCAACCACACCAUAUCUAUGGUUUUUAGCAAGCUUAGUCCGACCUAGACUGACUCGACAUGAUCCUCGGGCAAUCCGGAUUCCUCGCCCGAAGAAUUCAAUUCAUACCGAGCCAGUGGAUGCAUGGCUGUACUUUGAUGGGCCUCUCAGCGCUUUGCGAGAACAAAAGUCCCUAGUGUUGGAUGUUCCUGGAGGUGGAUUCGUUGCCAUGAGCCCUCGCAACUCCGAGGAUAAGCUACUUUCCUGGGCAGGACAGCUCAAGGUCCCAAUACUCAGCAUUGAUUACAAAAAGGCUCCGGAAUACGCUUAUCCGUAUGCCCUCCAUGAGUGCUACGACGUCUACCAUACCAUAAUGACCACGAAUGGCCGUUGUGUGGGGUUUAGCGGUUCGACACGUCCUCGGAUCGUGGUUACUGGCGAAAGCGCCGGCGGCAAUCUUGCAGUAGGGAUGACAUUGAUGGUUCUACAAUCUGCCAUGGCGCAAGGCUGGGAAGGUGAUCGUGUCUUACCACGUCCGGAUGGUGUCGUGCUAGCAUAUCCUGCACUGAAUUUAAGGGUGGAAAGCUGGAUGACUGAUGAGCAAAUGUCUCUGAUUCAAGACAAAAACUCCAGUCAAACCAAUCGAAAUAUCUUACAACGAAAGCAAGACCAAUAUCGGAAGCUGACACCCUUCACUUCCCCUGGUCAUUCGGUUGACGACUUGACUGCAGUAUCUCCCAAAAUCAAUACGCAGAAAGACGAGCAGACCAGUAUUGCGUCUGAAGCCUCAAAGGCCCUCCAUGAUAAAUUAACGAAGAGCCAAGCUCUAAACGGGCAUGCCGUGUCUCCGACCGAGAAUCAGAUCCAACCACUAAAAACCAGAAUUGCGGUCUCAUCGAUGAUAUCCUACGUCCAUGACCGAAUUUUGACACCGGAAAUGAUGCGUGCUAUGAUUAUUCUCUACAUUGGCCCUCACCAUCGUCCUGACUUCAACACAGACUUUUAUCUGUCCGCCGUUCUUGCACCGGAUGCACUUCUCUCUCAAUUUCCGAAGACCUAUAUCUUGACAGGGGAGCGUGAUCCACUAGUCGAUGAUACUGUCAUUUUCGCCGGUCGACUGCGACAGGCAAAACUACAUCAUUUUCAAGAGCGUCAAGAUUUAGGACUUGAGAAGUCCAAACGUAAUUUUAAUGAGAAAGACCAUGUUGAAGUCUCUCUUAUCCCUGGGGUCUCCCAUGGAUUUUUACAAAUGGCAGGAUUUUUUCCAGACUCAUGGAAAUAUAUUAACCGUAGUGCACAAUGGAUCGAGAGCCUGUUUGUGAAUAUCAAUGUUCAAGAUCCGGAAUACACUCUUCUCCAGCUCUCACACAGCUUGAAUUUGAAUACUUCUCAGAGGUGGAAAGGCGUCGGGAAGGGCGACGGUAGUGCCAAGGAGGGUAGGCGACACCACCACCGCAGUUUUACGGGCGAGUCUUCUGCAGAUGAAGACAGGCCACUGGAGAUGGGCUUGACUAAAAUGGCACCGCUUUCCAAUGAUGAGCGCAAAUCUUCCAUGUCCGAUCUUUCUCUACGUCGAAGGAAGUCUAGAUCCACCUUUGCGUCUCAAUUAACGGGAUUGACUACUAUCGCUGACGAGAACCGAGACGAAAACGAAUUCCAUGCAAAACUAAAGCAUUUGGACAUGAACAGUGUUAUUCGCGAUUCUUACUUCCCAUAUGAAGCUAACAGCGCCCCCGAUAGUCCUGUUGCUCCUCGACCCCGUGGACGAAGCAUCGCAUCAUUGGACAGCGAAGAAGACAUAUUGGAUCGUCGCAUGAACGGGCUAGCCGGGGGCCUGAUGGGCCUUGGCGAAAGAGCCCAGACGCCUGGGGCAUGA
Molecule: messenger RNA, 2001 nt
Organism: Penicillium macrosclerotiorum
Lineage: Eukaryota; Fungi; Ascomycota; Eurotiomycetes; Eurotiales; Aspergillaceae
Product: putative lipase
Exons: 1
Coding region: 1-2001 (666 amino acids)
Biological process (GO): triglyceride catabolic process
Cellular component (GO): cytosol
Molecular function (GO): sterol ester esterase activity; triacylglycerol lipase activity
Source: RefSeq, a predicted model, not a curated record